UAUUUAGGUAACUUUUUUUUUUUUAUUCUUUCAAAAAUUUAAAUCACAUAAAUCCAAACACAAGGGAGUUAAUUAGUACAGCCAUACACAGAAAGACGAUUUAGAGAGAGAAAGAAGAGAGAGAGAGAGUAUAAUUUAAAGGCGUGCAAAAUUUCGCAGGGGAGAGGAAGCUUUUCCUUUUUCUUUUUUCUUUUUCUUCCUGAAAACUACUGUCCAAAAAGAGCUGUUAAUUAUCUCCGCCCCCCCGCUCGCCUGAGUCACGAUCCCUGUUUACCGUGCUCUCCGCCAGGAAGAAGGUGGCGCCGACGGCCGGCGGCGGUGCAAAUCUCAGCUGCGGUAGGAGAAAUGCUGAGGAUUUUGGGAGCUGAUUUGGGUCCCACAUUGCACAUCUUCUUCUGAUCUGAUUUUGCCCUAAUCGGAUCCCUGCUUUUUCAAGAUGUCGUUCAAGAGCAUUGUACGCGAGCUAAAGGAGAUGAGAGACGGGAUAGGCAGCAAAUCGAGAAGGGGUUUCGAGGGUAAGCACUGGAGAAGCAAAGGCAGAUCAUUUAUAGCUCCAGAUAUCGUUGCUGCUGCUUCUUCCGAGGCAAUCGAGCAAGGGCAGUGGGCGAAUCUACCGCCCGAAUUGCUUUUGGACAUCAUUAAACGAGUCGAAGAGAGCGAGACGGCUUGGCCUGCGAGAACGGUUGUUGUCUUUUGCGCGUCGGUUUGUAGAUCCUGGAGAGAUAUUACGAAGGAGAUUGUCAAAACUCCCGAGGAAUGUGGGAAGCUCACCUUCCCCAUUUCGCUUAAGCAGCCGGGGCCUAGAGAUGCUCCAAUUCAAUGCUUUAUUAAGAGGGAUAGGACAACUUCCACAUUCCGACUAUAUUUUGGACUGACGCCAUCUGAGAACGAGCCCGACAAAUUAUUAUUGGCCGCCAAAAAGAUCAGAAGGGCAACAAGCACAGAUUUCGUCAUUUCUUUAGUCGCCGACGACUUUUCUCGAGCCAGCAACACUUUUGUUGGUAAACUCAGGUCCAAUUUUCUCGGAACGAAAUUCACCAUAUACGACAGCCAGCCCCCAACCAACGGUGCCGCCCAACACAUCAGUCGGCAGAGCCGAAGAUUCAACGCUAAGCAAAUAUCUCCGAAACUACCCGCAUACAACUACACUGUAUCCACAAUUUCCUACGAACUCAACGUUUUACGCACAAGAGGGCCCAGAAGAAUGCAAUGCACAAUGCACUCGAUCCCCUUCUCUUCAAUCCAGGAGGGGGGCACCGCCCCCACCCCCACUUCUUUUCCACAGUGCUUCGAAGAGAAUAAAUCUUCUUCUUCUUCUUCUUCUUUUUCUGCAUUGUCGGCAAUCUCGAAUAAUAAUAACAAUAAUACUAAUAUUGGAGGAGCUGCAGCGGCACUUGUGCUGAAGAAUAAGUCGCCGAGGUGGCACGAGCAGUUGCAGUGCUGGUGCCUGAACUUCAAAGGGCGGGUGACUGUGGCGUCGGUCAAGAACUUCCAGCUUGUGGCGGCAUCGGUUGACCCUUCGGUUGACCUGGCGGCCGCUGAGCAAGAGAAGGUGGUUUUGCAGUUUGGGAAGAUUGGGAAAGAUAUAUUUACGAUGGAUUAUCGGUACCCGAUCUCUGCUUUUCAAGCUUUCGCUAUUUGCUUGAGCAGCUUUGAUACUAAGCCUGCUUGUGAGUGAAGGUUUCGGCUUGAACAUUUUUAUUUUUUUUAUUUUUAUGUUUUAAAUUAUUUAUUCUGAAAAAAAUUAUUGUAUUGUUAUGAUGAAGCAGGUGUAUUGUAGUUGAAUACAUUAAUAUAUUUUUAAUGUAUCGUUGAAUAACAUUAAU
This is a messenger RNA of Erythranthe guttata (spotted monkey flower), 1826 nucleotides long. RefSeq names its product tubby like protein 2 (gene TLP2). NCBI's taxonomy places the organism in Eukaryota, Viridiplantae, Streptophyta, Magnoliopsida, Lamiales, Phrymaceae. Gene Ontology annotation, molecular function: protein binding. The record is from RefSeq and is a predicted model, not a curated record.